AUGGCCAAUGAAGAUGAAGUUAAGGUUCUUGGCUUUUGGGCCAGCCCAUAUAGUCUCAGAGUGUUGAUUGGGCUUGAAGAAAAGGGCAUCAAAUAUGAGUAUGUGGAACAAAAUUUGGGGUCUAAGAGCUCCCUAUUGCUAGAAAUGAAUCCUGUCCAUAAGAAGGUCCCUGUUCUUAUUCAUAAUGGAAGGCCUGUGGUUGAGUCUAUCAUUAUAUUAGAAUAUAUUGAUGAGGUAUGGAGUAAUGGUUUGGCUUUCUUGUCAUCUGAUCUUUAUGAUCGAGCCAUGGCUCGAUUUUGGGUAGAUUUUAUAGAUAAAAAGCUUAUUAUUCCAGGGUUGUGCAUAAUAAAAAGUAAAGCAGAAGAACAAGAAGAAGGAAAGCGACAAGUUAUAGCAAGUUUAGCAAUAUUAGAAGAAACUCUCAAAGGAAAAGAUUAUUUUGGAGGAAACAAUUUUGGGAUAGUAGAUAUUACAUUUGCACCAUUGAUAUGUUGGUUCCAUACAUAUGAAAUUCUUGGAGAUUUUAAGAUUACAUUUGAGAAUAAUUUUCCAAGCAUUUUUUUCUGGAUGAAGAAAUGUAUGGAGAGGGAGAGUAUCAAGAAAUUACUUCCACAACAAGAAAAAGUGCUACGAAUGGUAAUGCGAUUCACAAAGCGUUCUUCUGUUUCAGAAGCUUAGUUCCACUUUUUACUUUUUAGUGUCAAUAUUUUGUCUCUGGAUUUUAUGGGAAUCAUGGUCAGUGCAAGAUCAUGGGGUCCA
Messenger RNA from Cryptomeria japonica (Japanese cedar), 759 nucleotides. Its product is annotated as glutathione S-transferase 3-like. Gene Ontology annotation, molecular function: glutathione transferase activity. The record is from RefSeq and is a predicted model, not a curated record. NCBI's taxonomy places the organism in Eukaryota, Viridiplantae, Streptophyta, Pinopsida, Cupressales, Cupressaceae. Gene Ontology annotation, biological process: glutathione metabolic process. The transcript has 2 exons. Bases 1 to 678 code for a protein of 225 amino acids. Gene Ontology annotation, cellular component: cytoplasm.